Messenger RNA from Dermatophagoides farinae (American house dust mite), 2662 nucleotides. It is a transcript of the gene l(3)80Fg, whose product is annotated as dnaJ homolog subfamily C member 16 l(3)80Fg. The record is from RefSeq and is a predicted model, not a curated record. Lineage: Eukaryota; Metazoa; Arthropoda; Arachnida; Sarcoptiformes; Pyroglyphidae.
UAUUUUCGAUUCUGUGCAAUUCGAGAUUAUUAUUAGAGCUGAAAAAGAUCGACCCGAUUUUGUUUUAGUAUAUAACGAAACACUUAUUUACCAUGAUUGUAAAAAAUGUUUUGCUAGUCCUGUAGUAGUUGGUUUGGACCCUAAACCAUUUGAUUUCUAGACAAUCAAACUAGCGAUCAAUAAUAAUUUUCUUAAUUUUGUCUUUAUAGCUUCUUUCUGGAUUUCAUCUCAUCAUUAGAUCCUUUUAAAAGAUGAAUCAAUUUAUUUGGUUUACAUUAACAAUUAUUUAUUGUUUAUUGACGAUAUGUCUUGCCUUAAAUCCAUAUCGUGUUCUCGAAGUACCUAAAUCAGCAACGAUAGCUGAGAUUAAAAAAUCAUUCAAAAAUUUGGCUAAAAAAUACCAUCCUGAUAAAAACCAAAAUAAUGAUGCCCAAGAAAAAUUUAUAGAACUCAACAAAGCUUAUGAGAUCCUCAUGGAUCCGGAAAGAAAACGUCUUUAUGAUCGAACCGGACAAACGGAAGAUUCGCCAAAUUUCAAACAUAAAUCUGAUUAUCGUAGUGGUUUCAAUCGUUUUGAUUUUGAUACAUUCGACACUUUUUUCGAUUCCAAUGAUGGCCGAAAUUUCCGAUUUACAUUCAAUAGUGGUAGUUAUUUUCGCAAACAUUCAAUAACUCAUCGAGCAUAUGAAAACACAAUUUUACCGCAAAGUUACACUACACCUUACAUUCUAGUCUUUUAUGGUGAUCUAUGUGUUCCUUGUAUUCAAGUAGAACAAGUGCUUCGAAGAUUGGUGGGCGAAUUAGAGGCAGUGGGAGUCGGUUUCUGUACAGUCCAUUCACAACAUGAAAUUGCUUUAACCCGAAAGAUUGGCGUUCGAUCAUUGCCUUAUAUUAUAUCGUUAAUAGAUGGUGAUAUAAGACCAUUUAGAGAAUCGGAAAUUUCCCUGUCUACAAUGAUUGGUUUUAUCAAAAGAUCUUUACCAAAAGAUUUGAUUAUCGAAAUAAAUAAUAAUAAUUACUACGAAUUUUUAAGCGGUUGGAAAGAUAACAAAGUACGGGUAUUGUUCGCCAAUCCUGAUCGUAUUAUUCGACUUCGUUAUGUUCUAAUCGCAUUCUAUUUCCAUGAACGAAUCGCUUUCGGUCAUGUAAAGACGGAUGAUGCUAAUACCAAUGAAGUAUUGAGACGUUAUCAUAUUGAUCCGAAGAUGAAUUCGAUGCUCGUAUUUAAUGAAGAUAUUAAUAGUCCAACUGCUAGUCUUUCCGUUUCUGAGCUGAAAACUCAAAUCAUGAAAGAUGUAUUGGAUUCAAACAAAUACUUAUUUCUACCCAGAGUCACCUCUCAAACUGUAUUCGAUCAUUUAUGUCCAGUGGCUAGUUUGCCAUCACGUGCAAAACUUUGUGUGAUGCUUGUAUCGGGUGAAAAAGAAGAUAAUAAACGAAAAUUUCAUGCAAUGAGAGCAUUCAUGAAGGAAAACGAUUUCCCUAAAGACCGAUUCCGUUUCAUGUACAUUUAUCGGGAGAAACAAGCUGAAUUGAUCAAAUCAUUGACGAAUAUUGGCUUAAGCAAAAAAGUCAAUAUUAAUCGUGGUAUUCAUGUGGUCAUUUUAUGGCGAAAAGAAUCAAAUCAAGCCUUUUAUGAAUGGUUAAACAAUGAAUGGGACUUUGUCGAUUCGACUUAUAUUAAUGAAACGAAACAAAAAUUGAAUCUUCUUAUGACUCGAUUAUCGCAAAAUGCCGCCCAAUUUACUUAUAGUGCUAAAAUCAAUUCACUAACUGAUGAAUCUGCAAAAAGUCUGUUUGCACGUAUAGUUAAAAGAUUACUAUUGGUAACCGAGAAUUUAAGCGACAAUAUUUCACGAACCGAUCCGACACCAAUUUUAUCUGUCGUUUUUUCCAUCAUCUUUAUCAUAUUCAUCGGCUAUGUUAUGACAUAUUUCAUGAAAAUUGAAGAAGAAUCCAUAAGAGAAAAAUAUCGAAAAAUGGGCCGUCAAGUUCCUGGAUCAUCAAAACCUAGGAGUGAUUGCAAAUUAAGUAUUCACGAAUUGAGAGGAGAAACGUAUAAUGGUAUGAUUCGUUUGCUUAAGCCUGGAUGUCGAACUAUUGUGCUUCUUUGUGAUAAUUCUUCGAAAUCUAAAUUGUUACCGCAAUUUUAUAAAGCUGUAUAUCCAUACAGGAAGAACAAAACUCUAAUGUUUGCCUUUCUUUUGGUGGAAAAAAAUAUUGAUUGGUACAAAAAACUUUUAUUACAAACACUUGGUGGUGAACGAGAAUUGAAUAUCAAUCCUAAAAAUUGUAUCGGAACAGUUAUUUCGAUUAAUGGAUUUCGAAAAUAUUUUUGCGUCUUUCAUGCAAAACAUCCGGAAAAUAAUAUUGCAUUGCGACGAAUGGAAGAAAAUGGAGAAUUUCUUGGCUUAAAUGAAGCAAAUGAAAAUUCGGGUGAAGAAUCUGAUGUUGAAUCUGGUAUGUUGGUGCGAAAUCACAAUCCUACCAAUAAUAAUAGUAAUAACGUAUCGGAUCUAUCAUCGAUUAAUAAUGAAAAUGAUGAUGUUAUUUUUGAAAAUAAUCUGCUAAAUGGCCUACCAAAUUGGUUGGAUAAAUUAUUUGAUGGAAGUACUACACGUUAUUAUAUAAAUUUUUGGCCUGAACAUAUGAAAUAAAAUGA